Molecule: messenger RNA, 2377 nt
Organism: Lontra canadensis (Northern American river otter)
Lineage: Eukaryota; Metazoa; Chordata; Mammalia; Carnivora; Mustelidae
Gene: SNX9
Product: sorting nexin 9
Exons: 19
Coding region: 80-1951 (623 amino acids)
Biological process (GO): intracellular protein transport; mitotic cell cycle; mitotic cytokinesis
Cellular component (GO): cytoplasmic vesicle; plasma membrane
Molecular function (GO): protein binding; phosphatidylinositol binding
Source: RefSeq, a predicted model, not a curated record
GCCGCCCUCGCCCGCCUGGGGCCGACAGCCGCGGCGCCGGAGAGGAGCCGGUCGUCCCGGGCCGCGGGAGCCGCCCGCCAUGGCCACCAAGGCGCGGGUUAUGUAUGAUUUUGCUGCUGAGCCCGGAAAUAAUGAACUGACCGUUAAUGAAGGAGAAAUCAUCACAAUUACAAAUCCGGAUGUUGGUGGAGGGUGGCUGGAAGGAAGAAACAGCAAAGGAGAACGCGGGCUUGUUCCCACAGACUAUGUUGAAAUUUUACCCAGUGAUGGAAAAGACCCAUUUUCUUGUGGAAAUUCAGUGGCUGACCAAGCCUUCCUCGAUUCUCUCUCAGCAAGUACAGCUCAAGCCAAUUCGUCAGCUGCCAACAGUAACAACCAGGUGGAUAUUUUGGCUCAGAUUGGUUGUAUUGAAAGUCUCAGCCAGUCACCACCUUCCUCAUCUUCUCCUUCUCCUACCAUAAAUAAGGUCAGCAGUGGUAAUGACCCCUGGUCAGCCUGGAGUGCUUCCAAAUCUGGAAACUGGGACAGCACGGAUGGCUGGGGGGCCAAGCCAGAGGGGGCUGCGGCCCAAAGAAACACCUCCAAUAACUGGGACACUGCCUUUGGUCACCCCCAGGCCUACCAAGGACCAGCCACCGGUGACGAUGACGAAUGGGACGAAGACUGGGACGACCCCAAGUCUGCCGCUCCCUACUUCAAGGACUCAGAGGCAGCAGAAGCAGGGGCUGCUCAGCGGGGCAGCAGCCGAGCCGGCUCCUCCUCCAUGAAGCUGCCACUCAACAAAUUUCCUGGAUUUGCGAAACCUGGAAUGGAACAGUAUUUGUUGGCCAAGCAGCUAGCAAAACCCAAAGAGAAGAUUCCCAUCAUUGUUGGAGAUUAUGGCCCAAUGUGGGUCUAUCCUACCUCUACAUUUGACUGUGUGGUAGCAGAUCCCAGGAAAGGCUCCAAAAUGUACGGUCUGAAAAGCUACAUUGAAUAUCAGUUAACACCUACUAACACUAAUCGAUCUGUAAACCACAGGUAUAAGCACUUUGACUGGUUAUAUGAACGUCUCCUGGUUAAGUUUGGGUCAGCCAUUCCAAUCCCGUCUCUUCCAGAUAAGCAAGUCACAGGUCGCUUCGAAGAAGAGUUCAUCAAAAUGCGCAUGGAGAGGCUCCAGGCGUGGAUGACCAGGAUGUGUCGGCACCCAGUGAUCUCAGAAAGCGAGCUUUUCCAGCAGUUUCUAAAUUUCCGAGAUGAAAAGGAAUGGAAAAGUGGGAAGAGGAAGGCCGAGAGAGAUGAGCUGGUGGGAGUUAUGAUAUUUUCCACCAUGGAACCAGAGGCGCCCGACUUGGACUUAAUAGAAAUAGAACAGAAGUGCGAUGCCGUCGGUAAAUUCACUAAAGCCAUGGACGACGGCGUGAAGGAGCUGCUGACCGUGGGGCAGGAGCACUGGAAACGGUGCACAGGACCGUUACCCAAGGAGUACCAGAAGAUAGGGAAGGCCUUGCAGAGCUUAGCGACGGUGUUCAGCUCCAGCGGGUACCAGGGCGAAACAGAUCUCAACGCUGCGAUAACAGAAGCAGGAAAGACUUACGAAGAAAUCGCCGGUCUUGUGGCGGAGCAGCCAAAGAAAGAUCUCCAUUUUCUCAUGGAAUGUAAUCAUGAAUAUAAAGGUUUCCUCGGCUGCUUCCCUGAUAUUAUCGGCGCCCACAAGGGAGCGAUAGAGAAAGUGAAAGAAAGUGAUAAGCUGGUGGCCACCAGUAAAAUCACCCCCCAGGACAAACAGAACAUGGUGAAGCGAGUUGGCACCAUGUCUUAUGCAUUGCAAGCUGAGAUGAAUCACUUCCACAGCAACCGCAUCUACGACUACAACAGUGUCAUCCGCCUGUACCUGGAGCAGCAGGUGCAGUUCUACGAAACAAUCGCAGAAAAGCUGAGGCAGGCCCUCGGCCGCUUCCCGGUUAUGUAGAACACAACAGAACACCAAGAGAUCUCCGAAGUGCUUCUUUCUGACUUUGGGCAAUGCAAUUUUAUUUCUUCCCCCUUCAUCAAAAACAAAGAGGAACAAAAGACCAAAAGCCAAAAAGAAAGAGUUGCAAAAAACUGGGUCUAUUUUAUUAACCAACCUAAAUGCCUCGGUUCAUGGGGUUAGUCUUCUUCAGUUCGUUUCCACAUCCAUUACUGAAAACAAUGGAAAUUGUCUCUAUUUUUGGAAAGUACUUAAAGUUAUCAGAAUUUUGAAUGGAAAAUUAGGGGUUCCCCCACUGAUAUUUUACAUAAAAUUGUAAUUUGUACGUCGUCCAUGAUCUUCUGGGUCUUACCCAAUGUCAGAUAAUUACUAAUUGCUUUCUUUAAAAUAUGAAAUAUACCAGAAUAAAAAUCAUAUAUGUUUGUA